AUGAAAACAAUCAAAAAUUGUUGGCUUCAUACAAGAAUUAUAUCUUCACGUGAUAAUGAUGGAACAUCUAUCAGUCCUUUUACUUUUGUUGAUAACAAUGAAGCUGUAAAUGAAUAUUUGUUAAAAGCUAAAAACCAUGAAGAGUUAUACCAGCAAUUUAAUGAGGAUGACUUUGUUUAG
This is a messenger RNA of Racocetra persica, 180 nucleotides long. Lineage: Eukaryota; Fungi; Glomeromycota; Glomeromycetes; Diversisporales; Gigasporaceae. The record is from the annotation of a GenBank genome assembly.